Messenger RNA from Ilyonectria robusta, 891 nucleotides. RefSeq lists its product as uncharacterized. Bases 1 to 891 code for a protein of 296 amino acids. Lineage: Eukaryota; Fungi; Ascomycota; Sordariomycetes; Hypocreales; Nectriaceae. The transcript is spliced from 3 exons. The record is from RefSeq and is a predicted model, not a curated record.
AUGCAGAAUUGGGAGGAGGGGAGAAGCGGCGUGGUGGUUUGUGGUGGUGGUGCGCUCAGCUGUCAGUACCGAUUUGACCGGGGGGAGCGGGCGGGCCAACAGCGCAACCGCAGCAACCAGCCCAAGCCCAGAUGGUGGAGAGACGGGAGCGAGCCGCAACAAGUCCACGCACACACCCAAGCAAGCCAGUGCAAGCCCAAACAGCCCAAUGCCAAUCACCAGCGCAAGCCCGAAAAGAACAGCGCAGCACAGCGCAACGAACGAACGGCGCCGAGACCGAGGACGGGGAGGGGGGACGAGGAACUGGGAACACCUGCAGAAUGGAUGGCACUAGGGUCCCACUCGCUGGCCAGCGUUGCCAAUGGGUGCGCGUGGGGAGAGACGAAAGACACGAGAAACAUGCACGAUGAGAAGCGAUGCGAUGCGAUGCAAGCAGUGACUGCACCCCUGGCGCUUCCCACGCUGUCUAGCCGUGCUCUGCUCUGCUCUGCUGGCGAGCCGGCUACCAAGCAUUUCGUCAAGCAGGGCUCAAUCUCAAUCACACCGGGGUUUGAGCGGGCGCGUCGCGCUGCUAGACGAAAAAUGAACAGGCCGUGGAUAUUGAGCCAUGGCUCGAUCUCUGGUCCUCAGCUCCGUGCCUCCGGGCCUGUCGUGCCCCGUCGUCCCACGGCGGCGUCGGGCUGGUUGACGGGGCACCCCUUCAGGAACUUCAGGUACGGUCAGGGCCAUGGACCCAAGAGCGGCUGUCAUGCUCCGUGCCAGGCUCUCUAUUCCGCCUUCGUCCUUCCAGGGUUCCCCCAGGUUCGCCAUGACGCCCCCAACCUCCCCGACUCACUCACGUUCUCCCACGAGAGAGGAGCUGUCAGUAACUCGAGUUACCGACCGCCGUAG